Arachis stenosperma is the source of this 2899-nucleotide messenger RNA. RefSeq lists its product as uncharacterized. The transcript is spliced from 12 exons. Gene Ontology annotation, biological process: translation. The coding region runs from base 372 to 2642 and encodes 756 amino acids. NCBI's taxonomy places the organism in Eukaryota, Viridiplantae, Streptophyta, Magnoliopsida, Fabales, Fabaceae. The record is from RefSeq and is a predicted model, not a curated record. Gene Ontology annotation, molecular function: GTP binding; GTPase activity.
GUGAUAUGGGAAGCAGAGAUUAACAGCUCCAUCUCGCUCGCCGCAUAGCGUGGUUGCUCCGAUCCACGGAACACCACCAACCUCUGUCUAUCGCUUUCUCUGUACCACUUUCCCUUCUCUGUUUCCUUCACUCCACAACCCUUCUUCUUCAUCUUCAUUCCCCCCUUAAGGGUUUCCGAAACAUCAAUUCCUCUAUCCUUCGUAUAAUUUCUUCUCCCUUCCGUUAAUGCCGCCUUAGCUGCCGUCAUAACCUCUAAACCCUUGCCUUUUCUCAUGGCUCUUUUUAUUCCCUCGAACUCUUAACUCUUUAUUGACCCUCCCUCCCUCCUUUCUUACCUACUAAUACAGUAAUUGUAUUAUAUACUGGAACCAUGCCUCGUAAGGUAAACUACGGACUCGAUUACGACGAUGAUUAUGGCGAUGAAUAUGACGACUAUGAUGAUUAUUAUGAAGACUAUGGAGAAGUACCUGAAACAAAGCAAGAGACACCGAGACCUCCUGGGGUUUGGCGAUGCACCAUUUGCACGUAUGACAAUGAUGAGAGUAUGACAUCUUGUGAUAUUUGUGGUGUUAUACGCCGUGACUUUGUUAACACUGGUACAUCCAAUAUUAAACAAACAGUUGAAGACAUAAGCAAAACAUCUGGAGCAUCCAAGUUGGCCAGGUCUCUUUUUGCUUCAUUACCAAAACAGAAUCCAAAAGAGGUUGUAUUACUUCCCAAGCAGGAUGAUGGUUUUCAGACAGAUGCCAGUAACUUCUGCAAGCAUGGGAAUGUUCAAGGAGAAUUUCAUGAAUGUCAUAAGGCUUUUAAUACUAAAAGCCAUUCCCAUUUAAACAUAGCUCCUUUCAAGUUUGAUGUUCCAUCCCCUGAUGAUGUAGUUUAUACUGGUCUACGUUCUUCCAAAACAGCUUCAAAAGACAAAAUUAUGAGUAAUGACCAUUCUGUUCAAUCAAAUGUUGAAAGUUUAGAGAAUUUAACAUCACUAAUGCAAAAGGGUAGGCAGUAUAGGUCAGCUGAGAGCAAACUUUCAAAGAAGCCAGCAGUUCUUCUGGAAACUAGUGAUAAAACUUCAAGUGUGAAUAAGAAAAAUGGUACACUUGAUAUUCGCUCAAGCAAAGGAAAGGCUGGUAGUUCAUCUGCAAUGCCUGAAGUCAAAGGUAUUGAUGCAAUUAAUUUCUCUUCUAUCAAAGAGGGAAAAUCUGAAAGUCUUUCCAGCAGUUUCAACAAAAUAGCUGUGGACGUAAGAUCUGGGAAUUCAGAUAAUACUAACUCAAAGGAAUCUCGUCCACAAGUUUCUUACAAACCUGAAAAAUGGAUGCUACCUCAACAAGCUGAAGAUACGUUGACUCAGCUGAAUCUUGCAAUUGUUGGACAUGUUGAUUCUGGGAAAUCAACACUCUCAGGUAGAUUACUUCACCUAUUGGGACGGAUUUCCCAAAAACAAAUGCACAAAUUUGAAAAGGAGGCCAAAAUACAGGGCAAAGGAUCCUUUGCUUAUGCUUGGGCGCUUGAUGAAAGCUCUGAAGAAAGGGAAAGGGGAAUAACUAUGACAGUGGCUGUUGCUUAUUUUGACACUAAGAAAUAUCAUGUUGUGGUUCUUGACUCCCCCGGGCAUAAAGAUUUUGUGCCAAACAUGAUUUCUGGAGCAACACAGGCUGAUGCUGCAAUUCUUGUCAUAGAUGCUUCACGUGGUUCAUUUGAAGCUGGUAUGGAUGGUGGCAAGGGACAAACUAGGGAGCAUGCACAACUUAUUAGAAGCUUUGGUGUUGACCAGGUUAUAGUUGCAGUGAAUAAGAUGGAUACGGUAGCGUAUGCCAAAGAUCGAUUUGAUUAUAUAAGACAGCAGUUGGGAAUGUUUCUGCGCACUUGUGGUUUCAAAGAUUCUUGUGUGUCAUGGAUUCCUAUGAGUGCAAUGAAAAAUCAAAAUUUGGUCGCAUCCCCUUCUGACGCUAGUUUUAAAAGCUGGUAUAACGGACCAUAUUUGUUAGAUGCAAUCGACUCACUUCCACCACCUACUAGAGAAUACUCGAAACCUCUGCUAAUGCCAAUAUGUGAUGUCAUCAAAUCACCCACACUUGGACAGGUGUCUGCUUGUGGUAAACUGGAAGCAGGAGCUCUUCGGAGUGGAUCAAAGGUCUUAGUUAUGCCUGCAGCCGUCAUGGGAACAGUACGCUCAUUGGAGCGUGACUCUAAUGCCUGCAGUGUUGCAAGGGCCGGAGAUAAUGUAUCUGUAACAUUGCAAGGUGUUGAUGGAAGUAAUGUGAUUGCAGGAGGUGUGUUAUGCCAUCCUGACUUUCCUGUUGCAGUUUCUAAUCAUUUGGAGUUGAAAGUGCUUGUUUUGGAUGGUGCAAGCCCUGUAUUGAUGGGUUCUCAGUUGGAGUUUCAUAUACACCAUGCAAAGGAGCCUGCAAGGGUUUCAAGAAUAUCAUCAAUACUUGAUCCAAAGACUGGUAAGGUGACCAAAAAGUCACCUCGCUGUCUCACUGCAAAGCAAAGUGCAGUAAUUGAGGUAACUUUGCAGGAGCCAGUUUGUGUAGUAGAUGUCUCAAUUUGUAAAGCUCUUGGCAGGGUAUCGCUAAGAUCUUCAGGUAGAACAAUCGCUGUGGGACUUGUGACGAGAAUAAUUGAAGAGCUACACUAGUUGGUGUAGGGUUCUUCGCAUUAUAGCACUCAGCAGCAUACUAAAUACACUGUUCCAAUGACAGGAAACUACGUAUUUGUUUGCCAUCUAAAUCUAGAUUAUGUUAUGCUGGCAGACAACGGGAAACUAUAUAGAAGUUAUGCAAGAAUGGUGAAGUUUUUCAUGCUUUUCACCAGAUAAUGUAUCAUAAUACUUUUCGACUGUGUACAAUAGCAAUCUAAUUAUAAUGAAGUUGGAUGUAUUAGUUUUCAUUCUUA